AUGGAAGACAGAUGUACAUCGAUCAACAUGGGACCAAGUAAAAGGGAUAAAGUUUUGUGUCAGAUAAGUGACUCGGACCAAUUACAACACCCAAAUGAUCUGAAACCGAUGGCAGACUUUAUGUACAGGGGUACGGAGGUAAGGAUAUGAUAUUUGUUUUGAGUUUUUUGUCUACUUGUAAGCCUUAGAACGUAUCGUUCAAAAUAUUUUCCUUGCUCCUCUGUGAGUUCUCACCUGUAGUUAGCCUGGGCCAUUUCAUCAAAAAACUUUUCAAAAGAAGCCCAGAAACACCGCCAUCGACCAAAAUGAAAACACCAAAACCUUCAAGUAUGUCCGGCAUGAAUCCACAACAUUCAAUGAUCACUUGCGAUUUGCGCUAGCGAUAAAACUCGCCGCGAUGGUGUAAGAAAGCAGCAAGUUCCUGGUAUAACGUUGGCGUAAAGAAGCUUAGCGAAUAUGAAUGUUUUGGAAAUGAUAUAAGUGAAAAAUUAAAGAACAUGGAAAGAUUACGCCUAAAAAAAAGGAGGCAGAUUAUUUCGGUUUGUUGUGUAGAAACUCACACUUGCUGUUAUACGCGUAAUACGAGCAUAAUCAAACUAUAACAAAAUUCUCGAACGUGAUUGGUUAUCACCAGCCCAAUUUGAGCACUUAUAGAACAGUGUACGCGUGAUGUUUGUAAUUGGACAAUCGCCGAUUAAUAUUAAUAUUUUCAUGAAAACGUAUACCCGAUGUCUAGUACUCGUGAUUAACAAAUUGGACUCCCGCUUCGUGGUCGUCCGAUUUUGUUCAUCACUCGUAUGAUUACAGACCGAAUGGGAUUCCACUUGGUCCUUUUACCAUUAAUAAUAGAACACCGGAAAAAUCUGUUGCGUCUAAUCUGAGACGAUUCAUGUACAAGUUUUUCUGUGUUCUCAUACUACCUUAAGGGAUUUUCUAGUAAUUGGAGUGCGUAUAUUCUCUUCAAAUAAGGCUAACUAUAUUUUUUUACCAGAACAAAUGUUGUUUCAACAAGUGCUACAACAAUGCAACUUGCCUAGUUGGAUUUACAGACAAGGAAUACAAGUGUAUGUGUCGGGCUGGUUACACGGGGAAGCAUUGUGAAAAAGGUGAGGAGUACUGAAAAGUACUGUACUGAGCUCCAAAAAUCAUGUUUAGUAUUGCAGUUAUGCGUCUCUUUUGUAACUAUAUUUUAGUUUGAUCUCGUAUGUCUCUUGCUUCCGUGUGCUGUAUCACACUCUGUGCCCGUUUUGGUUUUGGUUUCAUUUAGGGACUCAAGUUUCCUCCUGUCGUUUCACGAUUGUCUGUAUCUCUUUUUUUUUUCCCUUCACUUGUGUUUUGUGUGUUGCCUCGUUUUAUCUGAUGAUUCGCGUCUCGCUCUUUAUCCCUUGUGGUUUUCGCUUUAUUCAUCCACUCGUGUUCCGUUUGUUUCCUCGUGUCAUCUGUUGAUUCGAGUUUCUCUCAUCUCUUUUGUGGUUUUCAUUUCUUUCUUGUGUCCCCUUGUGUCUUGUCAUGCGAUAACACGCCAAGAGAUAGGAAAAGAGAUUAAAGGGUUUUUUUUUUAUCCCCACAGCAUUCAAUGCCGUUUUUACAAAUAACAAUGCCUCAGGUAGAUAUGGUCCACCAACACAAGGCAGUCAUUACACAGGUCAGGAUCAUGACGGACAAGCGACAUUAUCCAGCGGUAUUCAACAAUGGACUGUGCCUUACAGUGGUGAAUACAGAAUAGAAGCAAUAGGAGCAGCAGGAGGGUACGAUUCAACACCUAACAGCUCUCAGUACCGCGGAAGAGGAGCGAAAAUGAUUGGAACAUUCCGUUUAAACAAGGGUGAAGUCAUUCAGAUACUUGUUGGUCAAGAAGGAGGAAUAAACGAGUGGAAUAAGUCCUCUGCAGGUGGUGGAGGCACCUUUGUAGUGAGAGGAAGCAGAACACCUUUGAUAAUAGCUGGAGGCGGAGGAGGCGGUCAAAGUGUUAUAGCAAGACAUGGAGGAUGCGACGCCAGUACAAACACAACAGGAAAUCCUGGAUACAAAUCAUGGCCGGGGGGUAGUAAUGGACAUGGCGCACAGACUGCCGAUGAUCAAUGGACAGGUAAGGCGGAAUAUUGCGAUGAUCCCUUCCAACUCCGCUCCUCAUUUAGCGAUAGAGAACACUAUUCACGUUCCGUUUUAUCAAGCCUUACACGAGAUCUUUAAAGACUAUUAAUAAAUACUUCGAAAUGACACAAAAUUGUAAAUAAUCUGCCAUAAUUGCGCAAUAUUGAGGUAACAUACGGAGUUUUGUUUAUGAGUGGCAAAACUUUGGAAAACUAACUCGUUCAUAUAAUCACUCGUUCGUUUUUCCGAGUUUUCUAACUCGUGAAUAUAAAUCCCUACGUCGUACUUGCUAUGAAGAAAUCUGUAGAAGUCUGAGAAAGGUUGUCGCAAAAAAAGGACAAAAGUGCACGCUGCGACAAUCUUGAAAGUUAAUCUGGUAUCGGUAAUUAGUAGAUUUUAAUGGGCCAAAUCAAUUGAUUGAUACCUUGUGCUUACCGUGAGGUUUUCUCAGAUUUCCAUGUAAUUCUGAGGUAAAAGAAACGUGACCUGGCAACUACCCACAUUAGCUCUCGGAGUAGUCGCGUACACUUUUACACUUUUUGGCCGACAACCUUUCUCGAAGCAGCUGUAUCCACCAAACGGGUCGCGUCCCAAUACAAAGGCAUCACGUAAAGGAUUGACCACACUGAUAUGAGUGCAUGUGAGUGUUUUGUUUUUUCGCAAUAAAAAUGCCAUUAAUGGAGAAGCGUAACAUUUCAGUUUAACACAGUUUCGUUUUUGUUUAUUAUUGAAAUUUUUUUCAGGUGGUGGUGGUGGUGGGUUUUACUCCAGUGGAAGAAGUAGUGUAAAUUUUGGUGGAACCGAAGGAAAAGGUGGAGAAGGUGGUAAGGGAUUCCUUCAGGGUGGGGUAGGUGGAAGAUCCGUGCAUAACGAUAUCGUUGGUGGGUUUGGAGGAGGAGGUGGAACUCACGGAUUCAGAGCAGGAGGGGCAGGAGGAGGAGGCGGAUACUCUGGGGGAGGCAGUGGAAAAGGCAGAGGGAAUUCAUGUGGGGGUGGCGGUGGAUCCUUUAAUGUUGGACACAAUCAGCAAAAUGACUGUUGUUACAAAACAGCUGGUCAUGGUCAAGUGACCAUCACAUUUCUGAUAAACUGA
Molecule: messenger RNA, 3187 nt
Organism: Pocillopora meandrina
Lineage: Eukaryota; Metazoa; Cnidaria; Anthozoa; Scleractinia; Pocilloporidae
Source: the annotation of a GenBank genome assembly